GAUGAGACGCAGAGAAGAAAGAGAACACAUUCGCUCUCGCUUGUUCUCGGGCUUGUCGUUUACUUUUUAUCGACACCGUUUAGAGAAGAAUGUGCAACAGAAGUCGAUCAUUUCUGCAGUGAUUAGUGUGUUUCGGUUUACAUAUUUUUGUCGCGGCGAAGUGCAAAAGGACGUAUUUCACUGGUGUGGUUCAUUGAGGGGUAAGGGAGUGUAAGAGCGUCGUUUCGCGUUUCACCGCUGGCGUCAGUCAGAACUUUGACGUAGAAAAUGAACUCGAGUGUGCUCCAGCAAACGGUCAUAGCAGACGACGCGUGGACAUGAAAUGCUAUCAUCAUCAUGCUUUUUCUGGUGAGCGCAUGAAACUAAAUACAUUCAGUUGUAUCGAUAAUUAAAUUCUAAUCCGAUAAUUAAGUGCGUUCCACACACCGCGGUGUUCUUACUCAUAGGCUCGUAACCAUAUUUUUAUUUAACCCAUGCAACGACAUCGCCAUCAUUCUUUCCUUCUUUCCUUCCUCCGUACAUGGCGGCGCGCACAGCGAACGUAAAUAUUGCAGCGUUGAACAUUGAAAAGUGGUGCUCUGUCCGCGGAGACAAUAUUGGGAUCUCCACCAUUUGACGGGACCCUUUGUUUCUUACCGUUAAUGUCGAUUCUCCAAGCCAAUUGGAACCAAAGAACCCCGAGCAGAAGUUCUAGGAGGAAACCGAGACCCCCACGCUUAGAAACCCGAAGAGACAGAGAUCUGCGUGUUUGGGACGUCAAGUUCCAGCCCUCUGGAUUUUCAACCCCGAGAGAUGGAGCUCUCCCUAAAGUUCGGUGGUCAACUCACAAAAGUAAAAUUGGAGCCUCUUGACGCUAGCCUACCAGAACAGGGCCAGCAACAGGAAUGCAACGAGUCUUCAUGGGGAGACAACAAUUACGGGGCAACUCGAGGGAUGGUCCAAAUUAAAGAAGAACCUCGAGAGGAAUCUUCAGACGAAUAUCCGGUCAUUGAAGUGAAGACAGAGCCUUACAACACUGCAAUUUUGGACCAGGUGGGACACAGCCAUGACUCAACGUCAGAAGGAGCAAAAGAAAGCAGCGGUUGGCUUCACGUCAAGGACGAGCUCAGAGGCACCUGCGAUCACGCAUCUUCAGGUCUCUCCUCUUCAAGUGCACAGUUCGAGAUCGGCACAACAACAGUUGAACCACAGUGCACAAACGAUGCACUAGUCAUCACUGACGGUCGACCCACAGAGCAAUCUUCAGACCAGAGCGAGACUCAAGUGGCAAGCAAGUCAUCGACGUUCGGACAUGAGAAAGACAGGCUUUAUAAGUCCAACAUUUGUUUAGCCGCAUGCAUCGACACUGGCCACUUGGAGGUUCAUGUCAAAACUCACAAAACAAAGACACUUACCUGCGACAAGUGUUCCGCGACAUUCCGUCAUGCGUCAACUCUGCGAGUGCACGCAAGACAUUGCACGGGACUAGGCUCGCAGAAGUCGAACGUAAGUGCACCUGCAUGCGCAUCGAGCGCACACGAGUGCAAUCUCAGCCCUGCAGAGUCCAGCCACAGUAUGUGCCUGCAGCGUCGCAAGCGCACACUCGUGGGCAAGAAGAGCUUCAGGUGUGAUCUCUGUGGUUUUGAGUUCAACAAGAGGUACAAGCUGCGCAAUCACAAGAAAGCACACAUGAGUGCGGGGCUAUACCAGUGCACCUUCUGUCCUGCACAGUUCAGGCGAAGCGCGAUGCUGAAGUAUCACAAGCAAAAACAUACAGGCGAGAAGGCCUAUAAGUGUGACCUCUGUCCUGCAGGGUUCAGUCAUAGCUCUAGCCUGUAUGUCCACAAGCGGACACACACGGGCGAGAAGCCCCAUAAGUGCGAUAUCUGUCCUGCAGAGUUCAACAGGAGGCACGACUUGCAGCGUCACAGGAGAACACACAUGGGAGAGAAGCCAUACAAGUGUGACGUCUGCCCUGAGGAGUUCAGCCGCAGCGCGAUGCUGUUGCGCCACAAGUGGACUCACACGGGCGAGAAGCCCCAUAAGUGUGAUCUCUGUCCUGCAGAGUUCAGUCAUAGCUCUAGCCUGUAUGUCCACAAGCGGACACACACGGGCGAGAAGCCCCAUAAGUGCGAUCUCUGUCCUGCAGAGUUCAACAAGAGGUACGACUUACAGCGUCACAGGAGAACACACACGGGAGAGAAGCCAUACAAGUGUGACGUCUGCCCUGCGGAGUUCAGCCGCAGCUCGAUGCUGGUGCGCCACAAGGGGACGCACAUGGGGGACAAGCCCCAUAAGUGUGAUCUCUGUCCUGCAGAGUUCAGUCAUAGCUCUAGCCUGUAUGUCCACAAGCGGACACACACGGGCGAGAAGCCCCAUAAGUGCGAUCUCUGUCCUGCAGAGUUCAACAAGAGGUACGACUUACAGCGUCACAGGAGAACACACACGGGAGAGAAGCCAUACAAGUGUGACGUCUGCCCUGCGGAGUUCAGCCGCAGCUCGAUGCUGUUGCGCCACAAGGGGAUGCACAUGGGGGACAAGCCCCAUAAGUGUGAUCUCUGUCCUGCAGAGUUCAGCGAGAGGGCGGACCUGCGGUCUCACAGGCGAACUCACACGGGAAAGAAGCCAUACAAGUGCAAUGUCUGCGCAUUGGAGUUCAGCCACAUGAAGAGUCUGUCACAUCACAUGCGAGAACACACAGGCGAAAAGCCCUAUAACCCUGUAUCCACACGAGUCAGUUUUCUGCCGGCAGCAAGUCGGGAAGGAGUGAGAGGAUAUCCGACAUAAACGAGGUCACUACGCGUCUGAAAACGCCCACUGAUUCUCUAGCAUUCACACGAGUCAUUUUCCCGGCCGCUGUCAGAUUUCCGAUCCGUUCUGUAUUCGCGAUUGCAUAUCGUCUGUGUCUAGCGUAGGAUGGACCAAUGAAAGAAAAAAACUUAUUGCGCUUGGGCUCCUUGUGGAUGAUUCAGAGUGCAUUCACGUGAGAAACGGGACAGGAUAUGGGCCAAAGAAUGGAUUCCAAAGAAGCGCUAUGGAAUGUAAAACAGUAUUAACCCAAAUCUCCAUGUGGACGACCCAAACGUCUGUCGGAGUAUUUUGAGAAUAGACGCUGUCACAUUCGGUUUUAUUUUCCACUAAUGAAGCGUAUCUCGAUGCUGAGCAUCAAUAUAGGCGCGACAGCGUGCCGACAAGUGAUGGACUGGCGAUGAAGCUGUGGUGUUGAACUACAGGUAGUCAAUAAUUAAAUUAAUUUAUUUUCCUUUCGGUAGGACGAGUAGCUUCCAAUUAUUAUGUUUUUAUACAUGUAUUGGAAACGUGCAUGCGAACGAUUAUGUGUAGUCAACGCCUGUCCAGCGAAAGAAAUAUCCGCGUUUAUAAAAUUCAUGCGUGUAUUCCGUGCCUGUUUCGUCUCACGUAGAGAAAAAGCUUCCUAUGCAACACUACAUUGUAGGUAUCUAUCUAUACAGGGUGUCCCAGCUAAGUGUAUACAGAUUU
Molecule: messenger RNA, 3477 nt
Organism: Ornithodoros turicata
Lineage: Eukaryota; Metazoa; Arthropoda; Arachnida; Ixodida; Argasidae
Product: zinc finger protein ZFP2-like
Exons: 4
Coding region: 793-2766 (657 amino acids)
Biological process (GO): regulation of transcription by RNA polymerase II
Molecular function (GO): RNA polymerase II cis-regulatory region sequence-specific DNA binding; DNA-binding transcription factor activity, RNA polymerase II-specific
Source: RefSeq, a predicted model, not a curated record